AUGACUGGAGGUGGACGAAGGGCAGCAGGCAGGGGCAGCGGUGGACCGCUGGCCUCUUCUUUACCUUGCAGGUGCUCCAGGCGGCCAAGGCCAAGUCCUCCUGGCGCAGCUCUUCGGAGGGGAGCUCCCCCAGGCGCAGCUGGCUCCUGGAGUGCAGGGCUGUGGCCGCCCCCAGCACUGUGUGGGCUUCAGGGGUCCAGCAGUCCCAAGCGCCCGGGAGCCCGCGGGGAGGAGGCUGUGUCCUGGGGCUCAUCCCGCCGCAGUAGUCCCUCCUCCCCCUGGUCUUCCACCUCCUCCCCUUUCUCCUCCUCUUCUCCGCCCUCUUCCUCCUCGUCCUCCUCCCCCUCCUCUUCCUCUGCCCCAGAUGUGGGUGGGGCCCCCUCCAAAAGAGACCUGAUUCAGAGCUCACCGGGGUGCCUUUCGUCAAGGGGAUCCCUUCUGCGCCCUGCCAGACCUUCUCUGGAAGAACUGUCUCUAGGGGAGCGAGCUUGCAGCCUUAAGGUGGUUGACCAGUUUAACCUCGAAUAG
Molecule: messenger RNA, 528 nt
Organism: Rangifer tarandus platyrhynchus (Svalbard reindeer)
Lineage: Eukaryota; Metazoa; Chordata; Mammalia; Artiodactyla; Cervidae
Source: the annotation of a GenBank genome assembly